CUUACGUCUUACUUAUAAAACAAAACAAAAAAGCGAAAUAGGAAAGCAGGAAGAAAAUGCGAACGAAUCGAACAAGAUAAUACAAAUUUGCGUACGAGCACGUCGCAAUCGCAAAAAUCCCAAUCACAAGAGGAACAAGAUGAACGAAAUCAACGACAAUUGGAAUGGAGAAAAGAGCGCCGGUACGUCAGGCGCUCAAAUUCCUACAUGAGGCAGAUAUGUGUUGCACAUCAGGAGAAGUGCAACUAUAUUAAAUUGAGACACCACCAGAACCAUUGAAUGUCUUGCUCAAUACUGCGGAAAACGGUCAACAAUUCAAAUGAACGUUUAAAAUCAAUGAACAAGUGCUGCCAAUGUCAAACGAUGCACAUAAGAUUUUAUUUUGCUCUCCGUUAUUCUUGUCAAUUUCCUAUUGAGAGUAGGAGUAUAACGUAGCCAUGGGGAUGCUGAGUACGAGUGAGAGGGAAAUGUGUGGUCACGAAUUGCAUGUUAGAGAAUAAGGCUUCAAAAAGCUUGUCUCAGCAUAUACUAAGCAACUCGUUGCUCUGAGUGAAGAAAAUACUACCAAGCACUUAAUGAUGAAUCAAAUAGUAAUCUAAGACCAGACAAUUAUGUAUAUAGAUUUAAACGAGUAUUCAAAUAUUGUAACUAGGAUUUUAUUUUAGGCGCCCAUUGUACACACUGAUGGAAAAAGCUUUCAAAGCUGCCAGUAAUAGCUUUCAUUUUAUUUUGGUAUAAAGCUUAACUACCACGCGUAAUUCAGACGUAUUAUUUGCGCUGGAUUCUGAGGUGUCAGCAAGACCAGGGGGUUCAACCAAAAUGAAAUGCAAUCAGUAAAUACCAAGCCCAUGUGAUGACUUAAAUAAUAAUGUAUUAGAUUAACACAAAAACGACCAUCAGUUUCUGAUGUUUUGUUUUAAAAAAAUGGACGCUGUACAACAAUCAACAAUAUCAGCUCGGAAUCUUAAGAAACCAGAGAAGGAACAUGUUCUUGCUUUUGUCGGGGCGGCGAGUAAUGAAAGUGGACCUGAAGUUCAGCCUUUUUACGAGGACGACGAGGACUACGUUAUUGUGGAUAAAGCACAGAAUGGUUGUGAAUACACAAGACUCGAAGAAAUGGGAAAGGAGAAAAUACCGCACAACAAAUUAAAACAUAUUAACAUUGAAUCUAAGGAAUCAACAGAACGGCAUUCCAUGAGUGAGCGAAAAUGUCAGGAUCCAAGUGGUACUAAGCCCAAAACUCGAAAUAUUGUAGAUGAUAAAAUAAUACCAACUUUUCCAACUGAAGAUAUAAAUUCAGUAACUAAUAGUAGGCGGCCGCAGUUGGGCAAGAACUUAGAAGGUAGCAUGAGAUUGCAUGAGGUAGUUCAAUCAAAAGAUUGCUGUGAUCUUCGUCAAAGUGAUAUUAACAGUCUCCAAAAAACGCCUGAAUCAGAAUAUCCACAAUUAAAAUGCGUUUAUUCACGACCAAUGUUUCUGAAAUCACAAUCGUUGGAAUUAUACAAUGAGACAAAUAGCUUCCAAUUAGCACAAUCUCGCCUGUUACCAAACAUUAGUGAAAACUACUCCAAUGAUAAUCAAACCCAACCAGCGCAAGCUUCAGACUCUGUAUCUCAGCUAACAAAGAGUAUCGACCACUUGUUAGAUUUGAACGGCGAAGAACUCGAUAAGUCUACGUGUGAGGUUACAUGUUUAGCACAGCGGCCCCAUAUUUCUUUGAAUCUUCAAUCAAUUGAAACUCGACCUAUUUAUCCGAAUGUUCCAUAUAGUCCGUAUGGCAGUCCAUUUGGCAGUCCUCGGUCAAAUCGACGGCGACCUCCUCUCCGCGAAUCACGGAGAAUAUCAAUAGAAAAAUCGGGAAGCUUUCUUCAAUUAAACCAAUACAAAUUAAUGGACCAAAUUGGACAGGGCUCAUAUGGACUUGUAAAAUUGGCCUAUUCUGAAGAAGAUUCAACCCAUUAUGCGAUGAAAAUUCUUUCAAAGAAGCGACUUUUGCGCCAAGCUGGGCUAAUGCGUCGAGGUCCUAAGAAAACAACUUCUCCGCUGGAUCGUGUUUACAGAGAAAUCGCUGUUUUAAAGAAGCUUGAUCAUCCCAACGUUGUCAAGCUAGUGGAAGUAUUAGAUGACCCGAUUGAGGACUCCUUAUAUAUGGUUUUCGAAUUGGUAAAACAAGGCGAAGUUCUUAGAAUUCCAACAGACAAUCCAUUGUCAGAAGAACGCGUAUGGAGUAUUUUUCGAGAAACACUACUCGGAUUGGAAUAUUUACACUAUCAAAAAAUUAUCCAUGCGGACAUAAAGCCUGGAAAUUUAUUGUUAACGGAGUUUGGACACAUCAAAAUAGCUGAUCUUGGUGUCUGCAAUGAAUUUCUUGGACAAGAUGCUAUAAUGAGCAAUGGAUCUACAGGUGGAACCCCUGCCUUCAGGGCCCCCGAAACCCUCAUCUUAGGCCAGAACGUGUAUUGCGGACGAGCAUCAGAUGUCUGGGCAUUGGGUGCCACUCUGUAUUCCUUAAUUUUUGGCAAUGUGCCUUUUUUAGCAGAUUCUGUUCCCUUGCUCUAUGAAAGAAUACAAAAAGACCCCGUAGUGUUCCCACAAAAAUUAACAGUUAGCUCAAAUUUGAAACGCUGCAUUUUGCACAUGCUGGAAAAAGAUGCUACUCAAAGAAUAACAGUGCCAGAGCUAAAGAUAAAUGAUUGGGUUACCACUAAUGGCGAUUACCCAUUGCCCACUGAAGAAGAAAACUGCUGUCUAGUACAAGUUGAUGAAGAAGAUAUAAACUCCGUUGUCCGCAGCAUUCCAAAGUUGGACACUCUUAUAUUAAUAAAAACAAUGUUAAAAAAACAUUCAUUUGGAAAUCCAUUUAUAAAAGGGGUAUCUGGCAAGGCACUACAACCAGGCGGCUCUCGAUUAGAAAGAUUUGUACGCGCAGGACGAUCAAACUCAGCUCCGGGUUCCUACCAUAUGUCAGUUGACAGGUAUAAGCAACCAUCCACGGAAUCUUUACUUCCAUCUUUAACCGAACAUUCUACAAGUAAAAUUAGUGAAGAUACUUAGAUUUAAUGCAGUAAAAUUAUUUUACUUAGAUUUGUUUUUCUUUUGUCAUUAAUUUGGCACGGAUGCGACUUCUGUAACGAGCAUAGCAUACAAAUAGCAACACAGUUGCAAUGGAAUAUACAUAAAUAGCUUUUAUUGAAAAUGUUAUAAUUGGUAUUAGCCAUAGGUUUUUUGUUUUGUUUUGAGUUAUUUUUAACGGGUUCCAAGUAUGAACAAAAUGUUGUUAAUUUCCUUAAAUGGGACAGUUAGUUCAUAUUUUAUGAUUUAAUAAUUUCUUGCUAAGAAAGUUGAAGCUAUGCACUUUUGAUUACACUAGUCAACACGAUUUUUCCUCAAGGAACAAAACGAACUUUCUUAGAUUUGGGGCUUAGAAAUGG
Molecule: messenger RNA, 3431 nt
Organism: Drosophila obscura
Lineage: Eukaryota; Metazoa; Arthropoda; Insecta; Diptera; Drosophilidae
Product: calcium/calmodulin-dependent protein kinase kinase 1
Exons: 7
Coding region: 907-3054 (715 amino acids)
Biological process (GO): protein phosphorylation; intracellular signal transduction; positive regulation of protein kinase activity
Cellular component (GO): cytoplasm
Molecular function (GO): calcium/calmodulin-dependent protein kinase activity; ATP binding; calmodulin binding
Source: RefSeq, a predicted model, not a curated record